GGAAACCGAGCGCUUUUCGGCCGCAAUGGAACUUGCGGCGCCAGAAGUGACCAGGGAGAAUCUAGAUGGGACGAAGCUGCUGCUGCAGAACCCGACAUCAAAAUUUACCGGGGCCCCCAGGUCGCCCCUGGAUCGCGAGACCGCGCUACAUGAGCGCCACCUCCUGGCGCGGCCGGAACAACCAGCCCCCGAGGAAAAAUUGCUGGACCGGCAGUACUUAUGUAGGUCAGGCUCUGGCCCCGAGGAAGAAGCCUUUGCCAAGACCGGUGAUCCUGCAGUCUCCAAAGCUUUCAAGUGCAGGAAUUGUGGGCUGGCUGUACCCAGCCUCUCUGACCUCAUUCACCAUCAAAGCAGCCAUGGGUGUGACCGACCUUACAGCUGUCCAGAGUGUGACAAAAGCUUCCGGCGUGGCUCAGAUCUGGUUAAGCAUUACAGAGUUCACACUGGUGAAAAGCCAUACCCCUGCCCAGAAUGUGGCCGUUGCUUCAGCCUCAGCUCUAAUCUCACUAAACACCGGCGUUCUCACUCAGGUCUCCGGCCUCAUAAGUGCAUGGAGUGCGGAGAGGCCUUUGGUCGCAGUGCAGACCUGGCAAAACACCAGCGGGUGCACACUGGGGAAAAGCCCUAUGCUUGUGCUGAGUGUGGUAAGACUUUCAGGGUUAGCUCCAACCUGAUCCAGCACCAGCGUACUCACACUGGUGAGAAACCCUACCGCUGUGGCCUCUGUGGCAAGAGUUUCAGCCUGAGCUCCAACCUUUUACAGCACCAGCGCUGUCACACAGGUGAGAAACCCUACUUCUGUGCCUGGUGUGGAGACAGCUUUGGACGAAGUUCCUAUCUGCUGGAACACCAGCGGUCACACACUGGUGAGAAGCCCUACAAUUGUUGUGAGUGUGGCAAGAACUUCACCAACAGCUCAAACUGCCUACGGCACCAGCGCACUCACAAUGGAGAACCGCCCUUCAGAUGUCUUGAAUGUGGUCGUGGUUUUAGUGAGAUCACCAUGUUCACUGAACACCAACGCAUCCACUUGAGCAAAUGACCUUUCCAGAUUGUGACAAAAAUCUUACACCACAGCUCCAUCAAUGUUCACACACAGGCAAGAAACCCUAGAAGUUUCCUGGUUGCAGCUAGUAUUUUGUGAACAACAUCAGCAUAUGCACACAGGCAAAAGCCUUACAUUUGCAGGAAGUUUGCUAAGAGCUUCAGUCAGAUUUCCCCCCAUAAUUCUUAAACUUGUCUAGCACCAAUGGAUGUUCCAAGAUAAGAGCUUCUGCAGUUAUCCCUGGCUUCAGUUUUAGUCCAAACUUUGUCUCUGGAUUUGGUUCAGUCCUGAGAAGCCUGAUGGGGCUAGGGUUUUGGUUUUUUUGUUUUUGGUUUUGUUUUGUUUUGUUUUGUUGUAAGCAGACCUCUUUUCUGCAUCCCUAAGGUGACUUAAUUAUUAAGGGCCAAUAAUAGGGCUCACAAAUGGCAUCUGGGUUGAGGAGCCACAAGCUAGACAGACAGCACUAGACCUGUAGAGGCAGGCAAAAGCCUUACAUUUACAGGAAGUUUGCCAAGAGCUUCUGUCAGAUUUCCCACUUGCUCUUCUACCAGGUGACCCACAUUAGCAAGAAGACCUCCAUCUACCUUCAGAGAAACAAGGUUUAAACACACACACACACAUAUGCACACACAAAAGUCCUGUUCUCUGAGAUUUUCACUCAGAAUCUCCAUUACCUAGAGGGAAGUUUUUAGACAUCCAAAACCAUAUAGCUCUUGCCCCAGCCUGAGACAGGCUAACCAUAACAAAAGCAACAACUACUUUUUCUCAGGAGGAAGAGGAUUACAAAGUCUGUGAGGACUACAGUAGCCAGAGGUUGGAGGAGGACCAGAUGGGAUGAUAAACGGGUAUGUCCUGGCAAAAGGACCGGAGAAUUUGACCUUGGGAUUGUUACAUAAACUCUGGGUAUAGGAUCCCAUUCAAGGAACUCUUCACCACUUAUUAAAUAUCUUUACUGUUUACACUAGGGUGGUGGAGACUGAGGUAGAAACAAAGAAAUAGACGUUGAGUUCAGGAUAUUUUAUGGUAUUUCUAGGCAAGGGCGAAGGCCCAAGAUUUGUCAUCUGGUUCUUUUCUAGUCUUCAAUCCCUUUCCUUAAAAAUCCCCCUGCCAU
Messenger RNA from Mastomys coucha (southern multimammate mouse), 2156 nucleotides. Its product is annotated as zinc finger protein 239-like. The transcript has a single exon. The coding region runs from base 26 to 1042 and encodes 338 amino acids. Lineage: Eukaryota; Metazoa; Chordata; Mammalia; Rodentia; Muridae. The record is from RefSeq and is a predicted model, not a curated record.